Molecule: messenger RNA, 315 nt
Organism: Penicillium salamii
Lineage: Eukaryota; Fungi; Ascomycota; Eurotiomycetes; Eurotiales; Aspergillaceae
Source: the annotation of a GenBank genome assembly
AUGUUUCUUUGUACAUCUAGAUUUAAUAUAGAAGAGCAGAAAACUAAGAUUUUAAAAGAAUUCUUCUCUCAAAAUAAAAUAAAGAUUACUAAAGAAAAAAAAAAUAGAAAACUUGAUUUAAUUAAGAUUCUUUUGAUUAGUAAUACAGAAGAGAAUGAUCAUAAGGUUGACUAUAAGGAUUUAAUUAAAUUAAUUUCAAAUACUAAUAAACAGAAUAGAGAGCUUGAACUAAGUUUUCUACAGACUAUAACACAAAUUAGGAUAUCAGAACGAAAGCAGAAAAGCAGAGAGGAUAAUCUAUUUGAGUAUUAUUAG